Molecule: messenger RNA, 504 nt
Organism: Penicillium canariense
Lineage: Eukaryota; Fungi; Ascomycota; Eurotiomycetes; Eurotiales; Aspergillaceae
Exons: 1
Coding region: 1-504 (167 amino acids)
Source: RefSeq, a predicted model, not a curated record
AUGGCUGAUCCGUUAAGCAUCGCUGCAGGCAUUGUGGGUCUUGUCGCGCCUGCGUUGCAUGUCUCGCGGCUAUGGCUUCACGACCUGCAACAAAUUCAGGAUGCUAAAGAGAAUGAAAAGACGCUGACCCACAACAUUGGCUCCUUGACCAUGGCCCUUACGUCGGUUAAAGCUAUUGAUGAUAAGGAAUGGAACUCUCUGGGGCCAGUAGUUGCAGACAAUGCGAAAUGGGCAAUUGCUCUCUUCACAGCAGCGUGCGAAAGAUUCAAGUCCGACCUUCAGGGAUGGACCAGCCGCUCUGAAGAUGGCAAGCUUUCAUGGAUAGAACAAUCCAAAAUUGGAUUCUGGAAAAGGGCUCAUAUCAAAUCAGUGAACGGAAAGAUCGAAGCCUCCGCUUCUGGCGGAGUUUUUGUCAAAUGUCCAGGAAUUUGCUCAAGCAGCGUCAAACCGCGCGCCAACCCCCCACGGCCGGAAGGCCGACUGAAGCUCGUUCAAUCCAGAUGA